AUGCUUUUUUCACUAUCUUCCGUUUCGAAAGCUUUGUCGAUCCUUACUUUCGGGUUGACUUGUGUCUCUUCUUUACCAUUGAAAAUUGGGGAAUAUGGAACACAUGAUAAUGAUGGGAUAUGCAAGAAUCCACGAGUGCGCAAAGAAUGGAGAAAGCUUUCUGAUCUUGAGAAGGCCGACUAUCUCCGAGCUGUAGACUGCCUUCACAGCAUUCCAGGGCAGUAUGCCGAUGUAAUUGAUGGACUUUCGGUUUUUGAGGACUACAUAUACGUUCAUAAGACCCAAACGCCUUAUGUGCACCUGGUGGGGCACUUCCUCCCAUGGCACAGAUACUUUAUGUGGACAUACGAAGAGGAUUUGAGAAACCGCUGUGGCUAUAAAGGCGCUCAACCUUAUUGGGACUACUCCCUAGAUGUGCCUCCUACGGCUGAAGUCACAAGUUUAUCAGCCUCUCCAAUAUUCUCCCCUGAUACAGGCUUCGGCGGAGAUGGUCAAUAUGCCAAUGACAGUUCACUUCCUGGACUUGAUCUUCCGAAGGGUACAGGUGGUGGCUGUGUUACUGACGGACCCUUUGCGGAUUGGACUAUUCAUAUCGGAAGAAAUACAACUCAAAUCCGGGAUGAUAGAUGCUUGCAACGAAGUCUUAACCCAACAAUUGCAAAUGAUUGGUGCAAUGCCAACGUCGAGGCGGAAAUCAUGGCACAGAAGGAUUUUGGCUGGAUGCACCACGUGCUGGAGGGAGAGCCUAGUUAUGUCAAAAUGGGUGUUCACGGCGGAGGGCAUUUCGCCGUAGGAGGAUCUGCUUCUGAUGUAUUUACUGCGAAUACUGAACCACUUUUCUACCUCCACCACACAAACCUCGACCGCAUGUGGUGGCAAUGGGCAAUGGCCGACCCGGAGAACCGCGUUUGGGAUAUCUCUGGCCCCAUUGCGCCGUGGACAGACAUAUUGGCCCCCAACCGCACUGGUCUUCCCACAGGGAAUGUCACGCUCGAGUUUGAGCUUGGUCUUGGGAGACUGGCAGAUAUGAUUGAAGUCGCUGAUUUGAUGGAUACGGAGGGUGAUUUCUUAUGUUAUAUUUAUGAGCUGUAG
Molecule: messenger RNA, 1092 nt
Organism: Morchella importuna
Lineage: Eukaryota; Fungi; Ascomycota; Pezizomycetes; Pezizales; Morchellaceae
Exons: 6
Coding region: 1-1092 (363 amino acids)
Molecular function (GO): oxidoreductase activity
Source: RefSeq, a predicted model, not a curated record